Molecule: messenger RNA, 738 nt
Organism: Pongo pygmaeus (Bornean orangutan)
Lineage: Eukaryota; Metazoa; Chordata; Mammalia; Primates; Hominidae
Gene: KRTAP12-2
Product: keratin associated protein 12-2
Exons: 1
Coding region: 42-482 (146 amino acids)
Cellular component (GO): keratin filament
Source: RefSeq, a predicted model, not a curated record
UCACUGCCCUCUGCCUCGACCUUAUCCAGCCACACGCCACCAUGUGCCAUACCAGCUGCUCCUCGGGCUGCCAGCCAGCCUGCUGCAUGCCCAGCCCCUGCCAGCCAGCCUGUUGUGUGCCCAGCCCCUGCCAGGCAUCCUGCUGUGUGCCUGUGGGCUGCCAGUCCUCCGUGUGUGUGCCCGUGAGCUUCAAGCCAGCCGUGUGCAUGCCCGUGAGCUGCCAGUCUUCUGUGUGUGUGCCCGUGAGCUUCAAGUCAGCCGUGUGCAUGCCCGUGAGCUGCCAGUCUUCUGUGUGUGUGCCUGUGAGCUGCAGGCCCAUUGUGUGUGCGGCCCCCUCCUGCCAGUCCACCGUGUGUGUGCCUGUGAGCUGCAGGCCCGUCGUGUAUGCGGCUCCCUCCUGCCAGUCCUCUGGGUGCUGCCAGCCUUCCUGCACCAGCGUCCUCUGCAGACCCAUCUCCUACAGUAUCCCUUCCUGCUGCUGAGCAUGAAUCUCCAGACCCGCUGCUCCCAGUGCAGAUGAGGCCACACCUGUACACUCCCUGGAUGAGUCCUCAGUUGGUCUUCUGCACAUGGCGCAGGUGAAAAGCAUGCUCAGUGAACCCUCUGAAUUCUGGAUCGAGAAUGUGACAGAAUGAUCUGGAGCCCUUGCUGACCUUGCCCAUCCCCCCAGGGAAGUCUGGGGUCCCAGAGUCAUUCUCUGACCCCAUGAGAGCCAAAUAAACCAGCUUUCCCCAUGCA